AUGCGAUGCGCCAGUGGCGGCGGCGGCGGCGGCGCCCCUUCCAUCAGGAAUGACAAUAAAAAUCUCUCUGCCCAGUUGGUAGAUCUCCAGCGAAGUUUAGCAUUCCUCGCCAAUGUCACCAAAUUGAACCUUGAGCAGAUCUGUCUCGCCGCCGAAGAGGCACUAAAGGAACAGCACACAGAACAGGGUUUGCCGGUGUGGUCCACCGGAAAGAACAGUGCCCUGCAUGAGUUGAUUGGUCUCGUGAAGCGUGCGCAGUGCGAUGUGCAGACGGCCAAUACUUCACCAUCACUGCCAUCCCAUGCGGCUCUGCCCGAGCGGGAGGCACCACCAAUCUCUCACUCCUUCGCCAGCAACAACGGCGACGGCGGCCCCAGCAGCAGCAGUCAUGGGGAUGAAUUAGCCAAGACACAUCAGUUGGCACGUCUCCUUCAGGAGAGGAACACCAUGCGAGAACAACUCAUGGAUGCUGAAGGGAAGAACGCGGCACUGCAGCGGCAGCUUGCCUCUUUGACAGAGAAACGCGAUCAAAUUCUACAGACCGUAUCCCAAACCCCCCAAAAUGAGAUGCCACGGAAGGGGGCUGCAGCGAGGUACGACUCACGGCAUGACACUCCUUCACAGGCCAUGAUGAAAGAAGUGCGGCAAAUGUAUGACCGACGUGUGAAAGAGCUGGAGGAAGAGCUCAUGUCCACAAGGGAAGAACUCCUUCGGAUGAAGGCGGUCCAUAAUGGCGGCUUGAAGAGUAGCGUCCUUGGGUACGUGAAGCGGCCUGAGGAUAAUGGCAAGAUAGACUCUGGCAACACCACCAUUUCAACGACACAGCGUGAGGAAUCUAUGGAGACCUUGCGUCGGCAAAACAUAUUUCUGCGGAACAAGGUAGCACAGCUAAAAGAGGAAUUACAGGCAAGCCAACAGGCCGCCAUCGGUUCUACGGAGCAGCUGAACAGUGGGCUGGACGGUCUGCUCAAUAAAAUCACAGAACUACAGAAGGAGCUGCUGCAGAAGGAGCGGCAGAGGGCCGAUGCGUUCGUAGCGCUGGAGGAAGGACAACGAAAUGCGCGGCGACUUGCGGAACGGGUGGAGGAGUUGCAGCGGCAAGUGACGCGUAUGCGGGAUGCAGCGUCACCGCCUAGUGCACGCAGAGCUGAACUGCAACGCGGCCGCUGCGCAGAGGGAGCUCUAGAGAAUCCCCAACGCGCCAUUGAGGCACUGGAAGAGGAGCUGAAGAUGACGCAGCAGAGUGCCCAGGAACAUGCCUCUCGGGUGAGGCAGCUCACGCGUGCCCUCGACGAGGCGCGCCACUUGUUGCACAAGAAGGAUGUGGAGCGGGAGGCUCUGCAGCUGGAACUCACGGAGAUGCGGGCGAUGUGGGAGGCUGCGCAGGCACACCUCACAUACACGCGUGCACAGGAAGGCUUGAUAGCAAAGAUGGAAGUGCAGGUACGAGAGGCGGUUGGGGCGUUGCUGCAGACAAACAUCGGCGAAGAAGUAAACAGUCAACAAGUAUGCGGAAGUGAGAGAAGUGGUGGCAGCAACGACAACGCACUCCAGCGGAGACUCGAAACCCUUUCAGAGCGUAUGCGCAUGUUAGAAGGUUUGGACCUUCAGCUGCGCCAAAAAGGGGAUGAAAUCGUCAUUCUACAAGAUGAGAAGGCGGCACUCAUGGAGCAGAAACGGCAGCUGCAAAGAACCCUAUCCAGCCUCUCUCUCCUGUUUCGAUCACUGCCGCAGAGCCCCGCGGAGGUGGAGGAGUUGAUCGUGGAACGGGAUAUCUACCUUUCCGUUCUGCGGCGCUGCGAGAGACUCGCCGAGGUGCCCAACGUAAAGGAAACAUCCAGAAACGUCGAACUACGGAAAUUGGAGUUGUCAGCCCGGCGGGAGCGACAGCAAAACCAGCCCCAACAGCCCCAACAGCAAAAACCACAACAGCAACAACAACAACAACAGCAGCAGGCAUUCACACCCGAGGUGCGGCGUGAGAAGUGCGGUGGCAAAACAAUAGACCCCGCACCAAGUGAGGGGUACAAGUAUUUGGCCACCACACUGGGGCGCGGAGGAGCGACAUUGGCGGGCUUCCGCUUCCCUGACAGGUCCCCGUCCCUUGUAGUGAUGGAGGAAGAAAGCGAAGAUUCACGCCGGGGAUCUUCGCCGCGUCUGCACCACUGUGAACGGGUGAGGGGCGCCACAGGGGGCCGAGGUGUACCAUCUCCGGAGGUGAAGCCAGCCUCCUUCUGUGCGACAUCUCCUCACUCGCGCUCAAAAUGA
Molecule: messenger RNA, 2268 nt
Organism: Trypanosoma grayi
Lineage: Eukaryota; Euglenozoa; Kinetoplastea; Trypanosomatida; Trypanosomatidae
Exons: 1
Coding region: 1-2268 (755 amino acids)
Source: RefSeq, a predicted model, not a curated record